GGAAGAGGAGGAGGAGGAGGCAGGGGCCACGGGGGGCCGGGCAGCCUCGCCGGACGCGGCGCCUGCAGGUCCUGAUGUGGUGCCGAGCCCCACCAGCCGGAGGGGAGAUGCACUGAAGUGGGGCAGGUCUCAGCUGCCGGGCCCCCGCGCCGCCCCGCCAUGGAGGAAGGGACCUCCCUGCCGGUGGCCGUGUGGCUGGCGGCCCUCCACCUCGACCAGUACGUGGACGGCUUCGAGAGGAACGAGCUGCGGACCGUGGCCGACUGCCGGGCCCUGACGGACGAGGCGCUCACCUGCCUCGGCGUGGUGCUGCCGGGCCACCGCAAGCGCAUCCUCCUGGGCCUCCAGAAAGCCUUCGCGGAGGUCUCCCUGCCCGCCGAGGUGCCCCAGCCGCCCGCGAUGAAGCCAGUGCCCAGGAAACGCCACAUUUUCCGGCUCGGCACAGGUACCGCGGCCGCGCCGGUGCAGCAAGAGGCUGCGGGCGAUGCCGGCCGCUCGCCAGAGCCGGAGGCUGCCGCGAUCUUCGCCCCGCUGCCGCCUCCCAUCCCGCCCCGCACGGGCUGCCGGCCCCCGGUCAGGUUCUCCCCCCCGGGGACCGAGCCCCCGCCGCCGCCGGCCGAGGGGCGGCCGAAGCCCCCCGUGCCGCCCUUGCCGGCCAAGCGGCACCAGCUGGAGGCCAAAUGCACGUCCCUGAAGGCGCCGGAGCUGCGGAGCCGCCCGCCGGAGCUGCCCCCGCGAGCCGCCUCCCAGAAGGCGGCCGGCAGCGCUCCUGCGAAGGAGGAGGGUCCCGCCGGCCCCGACGGAGCGGCCGGCGCCUCUCCGGCCCCGCGAGCCCGCGCCAAGCCGCCGCCGCCGCCGCCGCCACUGCCGGAGCUGCCCUCCAAGCCCGUCCUGCCCUUCGUGCCUGAAUUCGAUGACUCCGACUACGACGACACCGGCUGGGAGGAGGAGGAGGAAUUAGGCGGCGCGGCCGGAGCGAUGGCCGACAAGGAGGAUGCCGCGAGCGGGACGGGGCGGCCGCGCUCCCUGCGCCUCAACAGCCUCUUCAGCGAGGACGAGCUCGUCGAGGACUACUACGGCGCACCGCCUGCCGGUGGCGGGGCCGCCGCGGAGGGCCCGGCCGCCGCGCCGCUCUCGCCGCUCCUCAAAGCCGGCUGGCUGGACAAGAACCCGCCGCAGGGGUCCUACAUCUACCAGAAGCGCUGGGUGAAGCUGGAUGCCGACUACCUGCGCUACUUCGACAGCGAAAAGGAUGCCUACUCCAAGCGCUUCAUCCCCGUGUCCUCCAUCUCCCGCGUAGCCAGCGUUGGGGACCAGAAGUUCGAGGUGGUCACCAACAACCGCAACUUCGUCUUCCGGGCCGAGAGCGACGCGGAUCGCAACGACUGGAUCCGGAGCCUGCAGCACGUCACGGAGGAGCAGAAGAGCAGGGCGCUGGAGACGACCUCCGCGGUCCCGGCUGCCGACGGCGCCGCGCGCUCGGUGGACAAGAGCGGCUUCCUGGAGCUGCGGGGCUUCAAGAGCAAGCUGUUCGUGGCCGUGGCGGGGGACAAGGUUUUCCUCUACAAGAACGCGGAGGACUACCGGCUGGGCAUCGGCAUCACCUACAUCGAGAUGAACGUGGGCAACGUCAAGGAGGUGGACCGCCGGGCCUUCGACCUCACGACGCCCUACCGCAUCUUCAGCUUCUCGGCCGACUCGGAGCAGGAGAAGGAGGAGUGGCUGGAGGCCAUGCGGCAGGCCAUCGCCGCCGCCCUCUCCAACUCGGAGGUGGCGGAGCGGAUCUGGGCGGCGGAGCCCAACCGCUUCUGCGCCGACUGCGGGGCGCCCCAGCCCGACUGGGCCUCCAUCAACCUCUGCGUGGUCAUCUGCAAGAGCUGCGCAGGGGAGCACCGGGGCCUGGGGCCCAGCGUCUCCAAGGUGCGCAGCCUGAAGAUGGACCGCAAGGUGUGGACGGAGGAGCUCAUCGAGCUCUUCCACCACAUCGGCAACGCCGUGGCCAACGAGUUCUGGGCCGCCAACGUGCCGCCCAGCGAGGCCAUCACGGCGGGCAGCAGCAGCGAGGACCGGCGGCGCUUCCUCCUCGCCAAGUACCGGGACGGCAAGUACCGCCGCUACCACCCGCUCUUCGGCAGCCAGCAGGAGCUCGACAGGGCCCUGUGCGCCGCCGUCACCACGGGGGACCUGGCCGAGACGCAGGCGCUGCUCUUCUGCGGGGCGGCGCUGAGCUGCGCCACGGGCGACCCCGGCUGCCCCACGCCGCUCGCCCUGGCCCGCCGCAGCGGCCAGCGCCUGCAGAUGGAGUUCCUGCUGCGCAACGAGGGCUCGGAGACGCCGCGGCCGGAGGCGGCCGGCGGCGGGGGGCCCCGCUCGGCGCUGCUGCCGUCCGUCGCCCACCACGGCUUCCUCUACAAGACGCCCUCCAUGGCCAAGCCCGCGGGCGAGCGGAAGGGCUUGGAAGAGUUCAGCCGCCGCUGGUGCACGCUGCAGGACGGCGUCUUCAGCUACUACGAGAGCGAGCGCGCCGCGGCGCCCAACGGCGAGAUCCGGGCCGAGGAGAUGGUGUGCCUGGCCAGCAACCCGCCCCGCGCCCACGGCGUGGAGAACACCUUCGAGGUCUACGUGGAGGCGGAGAGGCUCUACCUCUUCGGGCUGGACAGCCCCGAAGGCGCUCGGCAGUGGCUCCGCGCCCUGGCCAAGUCCUUCGUGCCGCCGUGCGCCGAGGAGCUGCUGCACCGCGACUUCGAGCGCCUCGGCCGGCUGCGCUACAAGGGCGGCCUGAGCCUGCAGCGGGCGCAGGAGGGCUGGUUCGCCCUCGCCGGCUCCACGCUGCACCUCUGCUCCGGCGACGGCGCCCGCCACGAGCCCCUGCACCUGCGCAAGCUGCAGGAGCUGUCCGUCCAGGGAGACAACGAGGUGCUGGUCCUGGUGGAGAGGCGGAGGACGUUGUACAUCCAGGCGGAGAGGAAGCUGGACUUCCUGGGCUGGGUGCACGCCAUCCGGCGGGCGGCGGGCAGCGCCGGGGACACCUUGUCGGAGCAGCAGCUCACGGAGGCGGACGUGCCGCUGCUCGUGGACCGGUGCAUCGACUACAUCACGCAGUGCGGGCUCACCUCCGAGGGCAUCUACCGCAAGAGCGGGCAGAACUCCAAGACCACGGGGCUGCUGGAGAUGCUGCGCAAGGACGCCCGCAGCGUCUGCCUCAAGGAGGGCGAGCACCAGGUGGACGACGUCUCCAACACCCUCAAGCGCUUCUUCCGUGACCUUGGCGAUGGGCUCUUCACCAAGCGCUGGAGCCAGGACUGGCUGCAGGCCACGGCGCUGGAGGACGAGGAGGCGAGGAUCGGCGAGUACCGGCGCCUCCUGGAGAGCUUGCCCACGGUGAACAGGGCCACGCUGAAGGCCCUCAUCAACCACCUCUUCCGGGUGCAGCGCUUCUCUGGAGACAACCAGAUGAACACGCACAACCUGGCGAUCGUCUUCGGGCCCACGCUCUUCCAGACAGAUGGGCAGGACUACAAGGCGGGCCACGUGGUGGAGGACCUCAUCAACCACUACGUGAAGAUCUUUAACGUCAACGACGAAGAGAUGAAGAAGCAGCAGGAUGAGAUCACAGCCAUCAUGAAGAUGCGGGAGGCGGCGUCCAGCGGGACGCAGCAAGCCGGAGACUUCAUCUGCACCGUGUACCUGGAGGAGAAGAAGACCGAGGCGGAGCAGCACGUCAAGAUCCCGGCGACGAUGACAGCCGAGGAGCUGACCCUGGAGAUCCUGGACCGGAGGAAAAUCGCCAUGAAGGAGAAGGACUACUGGAGCUGCUUCGAAGUGAACGAGAGGGAGGAGGCAGAGCGGCCCUUGCACUACUCGGAGAAGGUCCUGCCCAUCCUGCACGGCCUGGGCACGGAGAGCUACCUGGUGGUGAAGAAGCAGAUGUCCAUGGAGAACAUGCUCAUCUACCUCGCCAGCAGAGUGGGCGACUGCAAGCACGGCAUGAUGAAGUUUCGGGAGGAGAGGAACCUGCUGGGGCUCGGCGUCAGCACGGGCUUCCACGACCGCUACUUCAUCCUCAACCACAGCUGCCUGCGGCUCUACAAGGAAGCGCGGAGCCACAAGCCGGAGAAGGAAUGGCCCAUCAGGAACCUAAAGGUCUACCUGGGCAUCAAGAAGAAGCUUCGCCCGCCGACGUGCUGGGGUUUUACAGUCUUCUAUGAAAACGAGAAGCACGAGAAGCAGCAGUGGUACCUGUGCUGCGACACCCACGCCGACCUGCGCGAGUGGUUCGCCACCUUCCUCCAGGCGCAGCACGGCGGGGCCCCGUGGCCCGCGGAGGGCCGGCGGGCGCGGGCGGCGCGGCCGCAGCGGGACACCCGGCCGCGGCACGUGGCGCUCAUCCCGCUGCGCGGCGACGAGGGCGAGGCGAGGAGCAGCGCGGCCGCCCCGGCCGCCCACCCGCUAACCCUCCUCCGGGACGUCUGAUGCCGCCGGCUCCUGCAGCCUCUCCGGCUGGAAACGCCGCGUCCCGCCGAGGAGCCGCCCCGGCAUCGCCGCCACCGCCGCGCUGGGCCGGCGCGCUGGGUCCUGCCCCCCGCCCCGGCGCCGACCCUCCUGUGAAUAUUAAACGUUUGGGGGAGCACGGAGAAA
Messenger RNA from Rhea pennata, 4638 nucleotides. RefSeq names its product ArfGAP with RhoGAP domain, ankyrin repeat and PH domain 1 (gene ARAP1). The record is from RefSeq and is a predicted model, not a curated record. Gene Ontology annotation, molecular function: protein binding; GTPase activator activity; phosphatidylinositol-3,4,5-trisphosphate binding. Gene Ontology annotation, cellular component: trans-Golgi network; plasma membrane; cytoplasm. Lineage: Eukaryota; Metazoa; Chordata; Aves; Rheiformes; Rheidae. Bases 160 to 4473 code for a protein of 1437 amino acids. The transcript is spliced from 33 exons. Gene Ontology annotation, biological process: positive regulation of GTPase activity; regulation of cell shape; signal transduction.